AUGGAUAUCCAGCGCGCGGCUUCCCGGCCCCUGUCCGAGGUGCUGCCGCCACUGAUCUUGGGCACCGCCACCUUCAACCACCAGUACCAUCACGACCCAUCGCAGAUGCCCUACGUCGACAUUGUCCGUCGCGCGCUCGACCACAACAUUGCGGCCUUCGACACCUCGCCCUACUACGGUCCCUCCGAACUUCUCCUCGGCGAUGCGCUGCGCCGCAUAGAGCCCGCGCCCGCCCGCGACUCGUACUUCCUCAUCACCAAGGCCGGUCGCAUCGCCGGGGACGAGUUUGACUACUCGCCCGCCUGGGUGCGCUACAGCGUCUUCCGGAGCCUCGAGCGGCUCGGCACCGACCGCCUCGACCUCGUCUACAUGCACGACGUCGAGUUCGUGUCCCCCGCCGAGGUGCUCGGCGCCGUCAACGAGCUGCGCCGUCUGCGCGACCAGGGCGUCAUCCGCUACGUCGGCAUCAGCGGGUACCCCGUCAGAACGCUGGCGUCGCUCGCGGAGAUGAUCCUGCGCGAGACCUCCGAGCCGGUCGACGCCGUCCUCUCCUACGGGCACUUUUGCGUGCAAAACGCCCAGCUCGGGCGGGCCGAGAUCCUAGAGCGGUUCGCAUCGGCCGGCGUCGACUGCGUCCUCAACGCCAGCAUGCUCAACAUGGGACUGCUGACCUCGCGCGGCGUCAACAGCCUGCCCAUGGCGGCCUGGCACCCGGCGCCGCAGGAGCUGCGCAAGGCGUGCCACGACCUCGCUGCCAUCGCCGACGCCGAGAACAGGCACCUGGAGGAGGUUGCCAUACGCUGGUCCCUGCGCAACUGGAUGUACCAGGGCUCCAAGUUCGGGACAGGGUGCUACAAGCGGGAGGGAAAUGAGCAUCUGCCCGUGCGCAUCGGCGCAAGCGUCAUGGGCGUUUCCACGGUAGACCAGCUGGAAGAGACCUGGCAACUGUGGAAGAGCGUCACCAGUGAGCCUGGCCAGGAUGCAACCAACGUCUUGGUGGAGGAGCGCAUGUGGCCAAGCUUGGGAGACUGGAAAGAUUAUGCUUGGGAAAGCGGCGGUCCAUCAUUUAUAAACACUCGCAGGGUCAUGGGCAUGGUCCCAAAUGACGAUAUUGCGAAACGGCUCCACGUGACUGCGCGCGACGAGCAGUCCUCCAACUUGGAAAACCUGCUUUCUCCGCGUCGUCAACCCGCCGCCACUGACGGUUGCUCAAUCUUCAUGGCCGGGGGACGCAAGUCAAAGUCGACGGCAUCGCCUGCCAAGCCGAAAAAUACAUUCGUCCUUGACAAUGGUGCCUCUACCUUGAAGGCGGGCUUCGUCCGCGACGGGCAGAUCGGCCAGCCCCGGAUUAUCCCAAACUGCAUCGCGCGCGACCGAAAUCGGAAAGUAUACGUCGCCUCGGAGCUGGAAAAGUGCACCGACUUUGGCGAGAUUCAGUUCCGAAGGCCUGUUGAGAAGGGUUUCAUCGUCAACUGGGAGGUUCAGUCGGAGAUCUGGGACUACGAGUUCUUCGGCAGCAAGGCGCCGUCGCCGUGCAAUCCGUCCGAGACGCGACUUGUGCUUGCGGAGCCACCGAAUGGACUGCCCGUGCUCCAGGCGAAUUGCGAUCAGAUCGUUUUCGAGGAAUAUGGCUUCGAAAGCUAUUACCGUGGAGUUGGACCUGCGUUCAACGCAUACCACGACGUGCAAUCCCUGUUCCGCACACCUCUGGAUGCUGCGACGGCUGCAAACAUACCCGCCGAAAUCCUCCUCGUCAUCGACUCCGGAUACUCCCACACCACGGUGACGCCCGUCUUUCAAGGCCGGCCGCUGCAUUCUGCCGUUCGACGGUUGGAUGUCGGCGGCAAGCUCCUCACCAACUACAUGGCUCGGCAGAUAUCCCUGCGUCACUUUGACGUCAGAAACGACCCUCACAUCGUCAACGAGAUGAAGGAGCUGUCGUGCUUCGUCUCCCUGGACUUUAAGCGCGACCUGGAGAGAUCAUGGAAAGGAACCCGAGGCCAGAGACGCCCGGAAUACGAGUCCGGGGGCGGCAUAGCAAAAGACUACAUCCUCCCGGAUUUCCACAAGAACUUGAAAGGCUCCCUGCGCGAUUACGACCCCGCAAACCAUACCAAGGCACAGAAGCUUGCGGCGGUACAAGCCGACGACGACGUCCUCACCCUCCGAAACGAGCGAUUCACGAUACCAGAAAUGGUAUUCAAUCCUUCCGACAUCGGGCUGCGACAGCCUGGCAUCGCGGAGCUCAUCCACCAAUCGUUGCAGGACCUGCCGGUUGGGCUGUGGCCUGGGCUGCUCGCAAACAUGGUCGUCGUCGGCGGCAACUCCCUCUUCCACGGCUUCAUUCAGCGGCUCCAAAAGGAAGUCGUCCAGCGAGUCCCCGACGACUGUGUCGUCCGCGUCGCGCGGCCGGCCGAUCCGCUCACUAGUACAUGGGCGGGGGCGGCCAACCUCGCGAGCCACGCGGAGAUGGAGAGGCUGGCGGUCACAAAACAGCAGUACGAGGAGCACGGCCAGGCGUGGGUGGCGCGCAGAUUCGCGAUGGGGCCGGAUGCUUCGUAG
Messenger RNA from Cordyceps fumosorosea ARSEF 2679, 2562 nucleotides. RefSeq names its product actin family protein. Bases 1 to 2562 code for a protein of 853 amino acids. Gene Ontology annotation, cellular component: cytosol. The record is from RefSeq and is a predicted model, not a curated record. The transcript has 3 exons. Gene Ontology annotation, biological process: dehydro-D-arabinono-1,4-lactone biosynthetic process. Gene Ontology annotation, molecular function: D-arabinose 1-dehydrogenase [NAD(P)+] activity. NCBI's taxonomy places the organism in Eukaryota, Fungi, Ascomycota, Sordariomycetes, Hypocreales, Cordycipitaceae.